CGUGGUGGAGCGUCUUCCUGCUGUCUGUCAGAGCAGUCACCAUCAUGGCUCUCGUGUUCGUCCUGCUGUUUGCUGUCCUGCGGGGCGCCGGCGCCGUCAUCUCGCCACUACGUGCGCGCUCCUCCUUCCUCCUGAACUCGUCCAGCAGGCCUCUGGUCCAUUUCAGCCUCCCGGACCUCCGCAAUGUCACAGCGCUGUUGCUCAGCGACGACCACAACGUCCUGUAUGUGGGGGCCCGCGACACCGUGAUCUCAUUGAAUGUCACCCAGAGUGACCUCAUGACACUGAGGAUGAAGGUGCCGUGGCGUCCAUCUGACUCGGACGUUGACAUCUGCCAAAGCAAAGGAAGAAACGUCACGGUGGACUGUGCCAACUUUGUGCACAACUUGCAGCACUUCAACUCCACGCACGUGUACGCCUGCGGUAGCUUUGCCUUCAACCCUCGUGACGUCUUCAUCGAUGCCGACACUCUCGCCGUGAGCCCCCCCCAGACUGCCAAAGGUCGUUGUCCCUUCAGUCCCUUCCAGAGGAGCAGCGCCCUCACUAUUGACGGAGAGCUCUUCACCGCCACCACGGCCGACUUCAAAGGAACCACUCCUCAGAUUUCUCGCCACUUCAGUAAAGAUGGCCGCCCCGACGUCACCCAGGAGUCGUCUGCCAUCUUGCUGGAAGAGCCGACCUUUGUGAGCUCGGCUGCAGACAUCACCGAGAGGAAAGUCCUCUUCUUCUUCAGCGAGGUCGGGAAGGAGUUCAACUUUGUGGAGGAUCUGCAUGUGGCACGCGUGGCCCGAGUGUGUCAGGAUGACGUUGGUGGUGCGAGGGUCCUGCAGAGGAAGUGGACAUCGCUUGUCAAGACCACCCUGAUAUGUCAGCCCCCCUUCAAUGUCCUGCAGGAUGUGUUCACCCUACCGCCGCCAACGGGUGCUGAUCCUGCGGAUACGCUCUUCUACGCCAUCUUCACUUCACAGUGGUCUUGGCGGUCCGAGUCGGCAGUGUGUGCCUUCCAGCUGGCCUCGCUGAGGGCGGCGUUCACUGGUGGCUACAAAAGCUUCCACUCCAUGACGCAUCAGUGGAGCCCCCUGCUGGGAAAACACUCCUACCUGGGUCAGUGUGGUCUGGACGCUGCCCCAGAUACCAAGUUAGAGGAAGUCAAGCGGUCCUUCUUGACCCGCAGCAGCGUGACGCCGGUUCAGAACGGUCCACUGCUACUUUCGUCCCGGUGGCGUUACAGUCGUGUGGCAGCCAUGACUGUGAUGGGAGCUGACAGCCGGCGCUCCGACGUCCUCUUCCUCUUGACAGAAUCUGGACUUCUUCACAAAGUGGUUCUGUCCCAUCGGGGUCCCUGGGUCAUUGAGGAGAUUCAGGUCCUCGCCCAACCUCAGCGCGUCACAGCCUUCAUCCUCUCUGCCACUAAGGGUGUCCUCUAUGUGGGCUCGUGGCAGGCCGUCACUGCCGUGCCUGUUGUUCGAUGCUCUGUCUACACGUCGUGCAGCCAGUGUCUUCUGGCCCGAGAUCCUUUCUGUGGGUGGAGCCAAAGCAGGAAGUUAUGUGCACGCUUGGAGGCAACCAACCACCAACGCAUGGUUCAGGUUUUGGAGGACGGCGACGUGGAGGCGGAGUGUCACGGUGAAGGCAUCAGCCGCUCCGUCACAGAUGUGUUUGUGCGUUUCUACGACGUGGUGAAGCUUCCGUGUGAGAAGACUUCCAAUAUGGCCACAGUGACAUGGAGCACCUCAGAAUUCCGGGACCUUCCAACUCGAUUCUUCAUCCAAUCAGACGACGGCAGCUUGAACUUCUUGGCGAGUGCAGACACAAUAGGGACAUACCACUGCCAGGCGGAGGAAGGCGGCUACAAGGAAGUUGUAGCUAGCUAUGAUGUCAUUCAAAUGGCUCCGCCCCGCUCCAUCCGCCCUCGCCCCGAAGAGGAAGACAAGGUCACACAAAGCAAGGGCGACAGGCUGGAAGCUGCGAGCGCUACCCCGCCGUCUGGAAAAGAUGCUUCGCGGUGUGAGGAGAGGAGCUACGGCGGCAAGCUGCUAAGCAUUUCCCUCGUGUUGGCGAUCUGCACCUGCUUCCUGAUAGUGGCCGGGUUUCUAACUUGGUUUCGCAGGAAGUCCAGCACUUGGCAGAAACGGCCAGUGGGCGUCGAGGAAGACAAAACCAUAGCUGACUUCCUGUCUCCAGAAAGGCAUGAGGAUGGCAUUGCAGAGCAGAGGGUGGGGCUAAAAGGCCCCCUUGACUUAGGGACAACUGAAACUAACUUUUAAAGUCUUUGAUCUUAGCUUAACUUAUCUUGUAUUGGCAAGGUGAUUUGUCAGCACUGGCUGUUAAAGCAACUGUCAAUCACAUCGCUGUUAAUGUAAACAAAUCAACAGAUCAGCAAAUAAAUUAUUAAAUCUAUUCAAUUCAAUUAAAUAAUGUACAGUACAUACAGUGUAUAUACUACUUCCUGAUUUCUUUUUUUUUCAUAUUUGUCACACUUCAACAAAUUGAACAAAAACAAAUUGCAAUAUUAGUCAAUGACAAAACAAAUGAACACAACGUACAUAAUAAUAACUGUUUUUCUUUUGCCAUUCACAAGAACCCAAGUUGGUUUCAGCUUGAGGUUACAAACAUUCAUUCAUUUUCUACCGCUUUUUCCUCACGAGGGUCGCGGGGGUGCUGGAGCCUAUCCCAGCUGUCUUCGGGCGAGAGGCGGGGUACACCCUGGACUGGUUGCCAGCCAAUCACAGGGCACAUAUAGACAAACAACCAUUCACACUCACAUUCAUACCUAUGGACAGUCGCCAAUUAUCCUAGCAUGUUUUUGGAAAUGUUGGAGGAAACCGUAGAAAACCCACGCAUGCACGGGGAGAACAUGCAAACUCCACACAGAGAUGGCCGAGGGUGGAAGUGAACCCUGGUCUCCUAGCUGUGAGGUCUAGGACCUCACUAGGCCGCCAUGCCACCCAGGUCACAAACAGUUGGCUGGAUAUUCUCCUUCAGGAUUUUUUGAUAGACAGCAAAAUUCAUGGUUCCAUUUAUCACAACAAAUCUUCCAGGUCUUGAAGCAGCAAAACAACUCCUGACCAUCACACUACCACCACCUUAUUUUACUGUUGGUAUGAAAAUGUGGUGUUACUAUUUUUCCAAAUGUCUUGGUGAUCAUCAAGACAAAAUUGAGCCUAAAAGUUCUUUUUGUUCAGUUCAUUUGUUUUGCUUUUUGGUCUUGGACGUCUGCCAUGUAGGCCAUUUUUGCCCUGUGUCUUUCUGCUGGUGGAGUCACGAACACCGACCGUAACUGAGACAAGUGAGUCCUACAGUUUGGAUGUAGUUGUGGGGUCUUUUGUGACCUCUUGGAAGAAUCGGUGCUGCGCUAUUGGAGUAAUUUUAUAUUAUUGGGGAUUGGUUUUUUUUUCCCCUUAUUAAUAAAAACUAAUUUAAAAAUGGCAUUUUAUGUUCAGUUGGGUUGUCAUUGAUGAAUAUUUAGAUUUGUUUGAUGAUCUGAAGUGACAUACAAGUAAGUUAUUAAAGAAGAUUAAGUAUAUAAGAAGUAUAUUCUGUACAUACUAGUGUAUGAUUAAAUGAAGAAUGAUACAGUAUACACAUACUAAUGCAUUUCAGUGAAUAUUAGAAUAUCAUGUGUGUAAAAUGUAAAAGAGAAAUGCUCAUUAAGUUUAUUUUCUGAUUAUAGGUUGAAGCAGUAGUUUCCAAUCUGUUGACAAUUUUUCGUAUUUAAUGACAAAUUGAAUUUGUUUUUAUUAUCCAAACUAUUAUAAUAACA
Doryrhamphus excisus (bluestripe pipefish) is the source of this 3763-nucleotide messenger RNA. Its product is annotated as semaphorin-4B-like. Gene Ontology annotation, cellular component: plasma membrane. NCBI's taxonomy places the organism in Eukaryota, Metazoa, Chordata, Actinopteri, Syngnathiformes, Syngnathidae. Gene Ontology annotation, biological process: negative chemotaxis; positive regulation of cell migration; axon guidance. The record is from RefSeq and is a predicted model, not a curated record. Gene Ontology annotation, molecular function: chemorepellent activity; semaphorin receptor binding.